Oreochromis niloticus (Nile tilapia) is the source of this 972-nucleotide messenger RNA. RefSeq names its product CDGSH iron-sulfur domain-containing protein 3, mitochondrial. Gene Ontology annotation, cellular component: mitochondrion. Gene Ontology annotation, molecular function: 2 iron, 2 sulfur cluster binding. Lineage: Eukaryota; Metazoa; Chordata; Actinopteri; Cichliformes; Cichlidae. The record is from RefSeq and is a predicted model, not a curated record. The coding region runs from base 127 to 525 and encodes 132 amino acids. The transcript is spliced from 3 exons.
AAUCAGCUUGCAUCGUCAGCCAUAUUGUAACUUUUACUGGAGUCGAUUCAAGUUUUGUGGACCAGCUGUGCGCGGAUUUCCUCUGAAGGAGAAUCAGGAGCUGGAGUACAAGCCGCCUGCAGCAGCAUGAACACAGCCCGGUUUGUAGUCGCCAUUCGCAGAGGAGGCGCGCAGACCUUCAGACGACCUCAGCUCCUCCUGGCUGCUUAUUCUCCCACAGUUCAGUGCUGUCUGGAGUCCACCCAGGCGGUUCCUGCCGCCCGGCUUCCCUACAGGGUGAAGCUGUCUGCUGGAAAACACUACGCCUGGUGCGCUUGUGGCCACAGCAAGAAGCAGCCUUUCUGCGACGGCACUCACACGAAAAAAGCUCCGAGUAUCUCUCCUUUUCGCUUCACCCCCGAGAAAGACAGGACAGUCCUGCUGUGCGCCUGCAAGCAAACCAAAAACGCUCCGUACUGCGACGGCUCGCACCUCAAAGUCAUCUACCAGGAUGUAGUGAAGUAUCUGAAAGGCAUCUUUAAAUGAUGUUUUCUUACAGGAAAUGAUGCAUCAUAAUCAUGUUAUCCAAUAGUUUUAUCAAGUUAAAAAAGUCAUCUUUUUUAUAUUAAAAUCAUGUAAUGUGCUUUGUUUGUUUUGGGUAAAUCAGAUGGGUUUUUUGUCUUUAUAAACUGCUUUUGUAUAUUAACCAUUCAGUACAAGUAUAUAUUCCAUUAAAAUGCUUUGUGGGGAAACUUUGUGUUAAUGUCACAAUGACAUCACCUGGGGCAACAUUUCCAACACCUCCUGCGUGACUCCAGACCUCCUGAAUCAGCCCCUUAGAGGAGUUUCCACUGGUGUGUUGGCUUUAAAAUGUAUACUUGGUUUAAUCUCCUCCUGCCUACUCGUUGCUUUUUAUCAUGUGCAUUAUGUGUUUUUGUAAAUCUGCUUUUGGUGCUGUCCAAAUAAAAAUUAUGAAUGUUUUUCUUCUUUUUA